AUGGCAUUUAAAUCCCCAUUUGCUGCGACUGUCGCAAGUCCCGGGAAAGGCGAGGCUGUGCUCUCACUAUUACCUCCAUCUAUCCCGACAUUGACGACUCUGACAUACAAAUAUCCUCUGAAACUUCUGUCUCGUGUCCCAAGCUUUACCCCUGAUAAAGCUCUCGCAGGAAAAGACGCCACAAAACCAGUCCAUCUGUAUCUUUUAACCUAUGGUGGCGGUCUUCUUCCGGGCGAUCACAUUGAUGUAUCGAUUACUCUUGAUCCCCGUGUGCGCUUGGUAGUUACUACACCGCAAGGAAGCACCAAGAUCUACAAAACGGCACCAGAUGGACGACGCUCAAGCAGCAACAAUUCUGUGAUGGACGACGACAUGAGUCGUCAGACGCUUGACGUUCGUAUUGGAAGCCAGGCCGGCCUUUGCUAUCUUGUUGACCCGUCCGCCCCUUUCAAGAAUAGCCGGUAUGAACAGAUCCAGGUGUUUACCAUUGACGGGUCUCAAAAAGGAGAGAAUAGAAGCAGUCUUUGCAUUCUGGAUUGGGUGACCCAGGGUCGAAGCGCGCGUGGAGAAAACUGGGACUUUCAAAUAUGGAAAGGCCGCAAUGAGGUGUGGUCCGAAGAUAAAAUAACUGGCAAAAGACGGUUGUUGUUGCGUGACUCUAUUGUUCUAGACGAUGAAGUGGAUCCCCAAUCGAAAGAAGGUGAUAAAAUCCACGAGUCUGGUGGAUUGAUCCGUGAAAGAACAUAUCCACAUGGCGUUUUUGGUACAUUGAUCCUUUACGGUCCGAUGUUUGAUCAGUUGGGCGCCUUUUUUAUGGAUACAUUUAGCUCGCAGCCACGUAUUGGUGGUCGCAACUGGUCAUCAACAUCGGCUGCAACAGAACCUUCCAAAAACCAAGACAAAGUCACAUGGACUGCGGCUCGUGUUCGGGCAGGAUUUGUUUUAGUGAAGUUCGGGGCCAUGGAUCUCGAAGCUGCUCGAGAGUGGCUUGGAAACGUGAUUCGCAAAGAAGGAAGCAUUGCCCGAGAAUUCGGUGAAGAAGCAUUGUUUUGUCUGUAA
This is a messenger RNA of Talaromyces atroroseus, 1059 nucleotides long. RefSeq lists its product as hypothetical. The coding region runs from base 1 to 1059 and encodes 352 amino acids. The record is from RefSeq and is a predicted model, not a curated record. Lineage: Eukaryota; Fungi; Ascomycota; Eurotiomycetes; Eurotiales; Trichocomaceae. The transcript has a single exon. Gene Ontology annotation, molecular function: nickel cation binding.